AUGCUGAAUGUUUCGCCUGUGAACGGCAAAGGUAACCCAUGUAAUGGUCCACCCAGUCACCCCGAUGGUUACCCUAGCAACUGUAUUGGCCAACCCUCCUACCAAGCCGGCCAAAUCUGCACCUUCACAUGCCCAGACGGAUACGUCAAGACUGGAGGGGCUGCAAAACAGCUAUGCGAGAACGGCAAAUGGGUGGACGUGGGGGGACGUCUAGAAUGCGCAAGGGAAGUCAUUGAUGGCGGUUGGUCUGACUGGAGCGCAUGGUCUGACUGCAGCGUGACGUGUGGAGUCGGUACGCAGACUCGGAGCCGAACCUGCACCAACCCGGCACCAGCUAACGGCGGGGCGGACUGUGAAGGGGAUGAUGAGGAGACACAGGACUGCGACUCGGGAGUUUCCUGUCCAGUUGAUGGCGGUUGGUCUGACUGGAACCCAUGGUCUGACUGCAGCGUGACGUGUAGAGUCGGUACGCAGACUCGGAGCCGAACCUGCACCAACCCGGCACCAGCUAACGGCGGGGCGGACUGUGAAGGAGAUAAUGAAGAGACACAGGACUGCGACUCGGGAGUUUCCUGUCCAGUUGAUGGCGGCUGGUCUGAGUGGAACCCAUGGUCUGACUGCAGCGUGACGUGUGGAGUCGGUACGCAGACUCGGAGCCGAACCUGCACCAACCCGGCACCAGCUGACGGCGGGGCGGACUGUGAAGGAGAUAAUGAAGAGACACAGGACUGCGACUCGGGAGUUUCCUGUCCAGUUGAUGGCGGUUGGUCUGACUGGAGCGCAUGGUCUGACUGCAGCGUGACGUGUGGAGUCGGUACGCAGACUCGGAGCCGAACCUGCACCAACCCGGCACCAGCUAACGGCGGGGCGGACUGUGAAGGGGAUGAUGAGGAGACACAGGACUGCGACUCGGGAGUUUCCUGUCCAGUUGAUGGCGGCUGGUCUGAGUGGAACCCAUGGUCUGACUGCAGCGUGACGUGUGGAGUCGGUACGCAGACUCGGAGCCGAACCUGCACCAACCCGGCACCAGCUGACGGCGGGGCGGACUGUGAAGGAGAUGAUGAGGAGACACAGGACUGCAACUCGGGGGUUUCCUGUCCAGUUGACGGCGUGUGGUCCACUUGGCUGGCAUGGUCUACUUGCACCCAGUCCUGCGGCGGAGGGACACAGGUUCGACAGAGGCAGUGCAACAAUCCGCCCCCAUCGUCUGGUGGAAAUACCUGUGUCGGUAGUCAGGCACAGUCCCAGCAGUGUUCUACAUGGGCAUGUCCAGAUUGUGCGGGAACGUGCGCAGUAGGAACGAUGGACCCGGUGACCUGUGAGUGUGGCUGUCAAACUCACGUCCUGACGGCUACAGUGCGAAACAUGAAUAACGCUUCGUUAGAGGGGGCCACUAUCCACUACGCAGACAGACCUUACAUAACCCUUGGCACCACUGACACCACGGGUUCAGCAAGCGUUAGUGGUGUGUGCGCCAGUCAGGUAGAUCUGCUCGUAUUGAAAGAUGGGUACUCGUCGGCAGUGGCCACAACUGUUCCCACAACGUCGACUACAUCGACAGUGACUGCAAACUUGGAGAUACUGAUUGCACCUAUUAUAACGCAACACCCGGAAAGUCGAUCUCGGCUAGUGGGACAGGACGUCACAUUUUGCUGCGAAGCGCACGGUUCCCCAGACCCUGAUGCAGAGGAUUAUGAGUGGUUUCGCAAUGGCGAUGUUCUGGACAAAAGCGUGUACGGAUAUUCCAACCAACUCUCAUUGACCAACCUAGCCGUGGGUGACGCAGGAGAGUACAGAUGUCGGGCUAACAGUGCCGCCGGAGCCGCCUACUCGGAGUCAGCACUGCUGCAGAUAUAUGGAAGUGCCACGGAUUCCUACAAUACUGCCCCAUCUCCUGAGUACAUCCAGCUUCCAGCAGACUGCGUCCAGCCAGACGGAACAACGCUUUACAAUGUAGGCAAGUGCGACCAAAGGCCAUGUGGUUCACAUUCGGGAAAGAGAGCAACCUAUGGUUAUGUCAUCAGAAAUGACUAG
Molecule: messenger RNA, 2034 nt
Organism: Branchiostoma floridae (Florida lancelet)
Lineage: Eukaryota; Metazoa; Chordata; Leptocardii; Amphioxiformes; Branchiostomatidae
Product: hemicentin-1-like
Exons: 13
Coding region: 1-2034 (677 amino acids)
Source: RefSeq, a predicted model, not a curated record